This is a messenger RNA of Sycon ciliatum, 1230 nucleotides long. Its product is annotated as latent-transforming growth factor beta-binding protein 4-like. Gene Ontology annotation, molecular function: calcium ion binding. The record is from RefSeq and is a predicted model, not a curated record. Lineage: Eukaryota; Metazoa; Porifera; Calcarea; Leucosolenida; Sycettidae.
UCAUUGUACAUGUACCGACCGUACCGUGGCUGCGUUCCACCGACCGUGGAUUCUACGCGGUGGCGUUCCCCCCAUGUGCGUGGAUGGCCAGCUUCAAGUGGAGGCAAUCUAGCAAGAACGCCAGUGCCGGCGCAUUCUAUUCAGCACAACUGCGAGUCUGCCUUGCCUCAUUCCCGCUACACAGUCAGUGCAGUGCAGCUCUAGUUCAAGUAGUUGCGCUCCGCUAGCUGAGGCCAUGAGCUGGCCUUACGGAGUCUCUGAUGAUCGCACUACAUGUACUUGUGAUUUCAAGUGCUGCUUGUGUUAGGUAGCGAAUGGCUUAGUUGUUCGCGUAAUGUUGGGCAGUUGCAACUCCUUAUCUGCAGGUCUAAAACUAGAAGUAGUGAGGGCUUGGAAAAUGCUCUGGUGCGCUUUCGGCCAUGUACAGCACUCACAUCUAGCUGACAACUCCAUGCAACAGUGGUGAACGGAUGUCGAGAGAGCAACAUCGUCCGUCCGCCGUGGCACGACACCAACUCCGCUUGACUUUCAACUUUGCUUCGCCUGUGGCGGAGUGCGACGUGUUGCAGCUCAGGCCUAGCCUGUUUUCUCCAAGAACGUUUCUCAGUGUGACUGUUGGCAGCAGCACGCAGGGCUAGCAGAGCGCACCAGCGUUUUGGCAAUAUUUACGCCAAGCCUUCGAGAGGCGUGGAUCUGCUGGCCGUCGCUCCGUCAGCAGCAGCUUGGGCCAUGAGGGUGGCGAUGCUCGCCUUCGCCCUGGCGUUGGCUUGCUGCGAAAUCAUCCAAUCUGCCACUGUGCAGUAUGAGCAGAUCUCGUUGCUGCGAGCCCACAGCUCGACGUGUUCGGACGCAUCGCGCUGCCCUCAGAUUGAAGAAACAUUUCAGAGUGAGCCGGAUGCUGUUGGUAGAAUCGGUCAUUCUUCUCUCAAGAAAUGGAACGGGCAUAUUCUGGAACUUCAACUUUCUGAGGCAUCGAGUAUUGCCAAGCUGAGCUUCACUUCUGAGUCGCCAUUGGAUACAGCCAUCAUCUCCAUACCUUCCUCUGGUAGCAACGACUUUCUUCAGCACAUUCCCUGCAGUUCACAGUUCAUGCUAUCCAGUGGGAUCGAGCAGCAUCCAGUCUGUGUGCUAAUGGUUGCACUGGAUGGAAAGAUUGAGCUACUGGUGGAGCCGCCUCUACCUGCUGUUAUGAAACUUCAGCUACAACUAUUGGCUGCUGAAGGUCAACAG